This is a messenger RNA of Camelina sativa (false flax), 708 nucleotides long. The record is from RefSeq and is a predicted model, not a curated record. Lineage: Eukaryota; Viridiplantae; Streptophyta; Magnoliopsida; Brassicales; Brassicaceae.
AUGGCGGAUCUCUUACCACCGCCUACGACCGAACAAGCCGAUGAGAAAGUUGAUAACUCGAACCUCACUCAUCCUGAUGGAUAUGAAGAUGACCAUAUGGAAGCUUUCAAUUUACCUUGUUAUUUCAAGGGUUUUUAUUUGAAAUACUCCGCAGCCUUUUUUGAUAAAAAGUUGAAUAUCAGUUCAUGGAUGGGUCCAGAACAUUACAUGUUUGAUGCUUCCUACUUUGGCCCAAAGUUGGCGUUUGUUGGAAAUGUUACUACUAGUGGUAGCCUAAGUGCGGGUGUCAAAGCCUUUAUAACUGAUAAGUUGAUUGUGAAGGCAAAGACUGAGCUGGAAAAUGCACGUUUGUCCAUGUCACUAGUCAAAUUUGAAUACCAGGCUCUAAACUAUAGAGCUCAACUGGAACUUAAGAAUACUGACCUACUUGCAACAUAUUUCCAGCGUGUGACACCCCGUCUAUCUUUGGGUGGUCAUGUCUACAAUUUCGGUGUGCCUAAACAGUGGGGUGUGGGUCAUGCUGCAAGAUACGAGACCGAUGAUAAGAUGAUCGCCGCUGCUUUCGUUGAUAUCUCGGGUCUUGUAUUUAUGAACUAUGCUCAUAAGAUCUCAAAGAAGGUUUCACUCAUUACUGAUUUUGAAUACGAGUGCUUUUCAAGAUAUGUUAAAGCUAGUGUUGGGUGUGUGACUGCAAUUAUGGACAGGUAA